Messenger RNA from Nematolebias whitei (Rio pearlfish), 2778 nucleotides. It is a transcript of the gene otud7b, whose product is annotated as OTU deubiquitinase 7B. Gene Ontology annotation, molecular function: zinc ion binding; K63-linked polyubiquitin modification-dependent protein binding; cysteine-type deubiquitinase activity. Gene Ontology annotation, cellular component: nucleus; cytoplasm. Gene Ontology annotation, biological process: protein deubiquitination involved in ubiquitin-dependent protein catabolic process; protein K11-linked deubiquitination; protein K63-linked deubiquitination. Bases 1 to 2778 code for a protein of 925 amino acids. The record is from RefSeq and is a predicted model, not a curated record. The transcript has 11 exons. NCBI's taxonomy places the organism in Eukaryota, Metazoa, Chordata, Actinopteri, Cyprinodontiformes, Rivulidae.
AUGACCGUGGACAUGGACGCAGUCCUGUCCGACUUUGUCCGUUCUACUGGUGCCGAACCAGGAUUGGCCAGAGAUCUGCUGGAGGGCAAAAACUGGGAUUUUACUGCUGCGCUCAGUGACUUUGAGCAGCUGCGACAGGUGCACGCCAGCAACCUGGCGUAUUCGUUCCCAGAAGAGAGGACGUGUCAGCCGCUGGAGAAAGAGAUGGCCAGGGUCGGGCGGCCGAUACUGCACCGCCAAGACGAAGUGGUGCAAGCAGCCACAGAAAAGCGUCUGUCCCGCGGCAUCUCUCACGCCAGUUCGACCAUCGUGUCGUUGGCCCGCUCUCACGUCUCGAGCACGGGUGGAAGCAGCAACGAGCCGCUCCUGGACACGCCGCUGUGCACUUUCCAACUGCCGGACCUCACUGUGUACCGAGACGACUUCAGGACCUUCAUCGAGAGGGACCUGAUCGAGCAGUCCAUGAUGGUGGCGUUGGAGAAUGCUGGGCGACUAAACUGGUGGACGAAAGUUGUUCCAAACUGUCAGAGUCUGCUGCCUCUGGCAACAAGUGGAGAUGGAAACUGUUUGCUGCACGCAGCCUCGCUCGGUAUGUGGGGUUUCCACGACCGCGACUUGAUGCUGCGGAAGUCUUUGUACGCUCUCAUGGAUCACGGCUUGGAGAGGGAGGCGCUGAAGCGCAGGUGGAGGUGGCAGCAGACCCAACAGAACAAAGAGUCUGGUCUGGUGUACACAGAGGAGGAGUGGCAGAAAGAGUGGAACGAACUGUUGAAGCUGGCCUCGAGCGAGCCAAGAAUCCACUACAGCACCAACGGCACCAACGGAGCCGAGUCCUCUGACGAGCCGGUUUAUGAGAGUUUGGAGGAGUUUCAUGUCUUCGUCUUGGCUCACGUCCUCAGAAGGCCCAUCGUUGUGGUGGCAGACACCAUGCUGAGGGACUCGGGAGGAGAAGCCUUUGCUCCCAUUCCAUUUGGAGGCAUCUACCUACCGCUGGAGGUGCCGGCUGCCAAGUGCCACCGCUCCCCCCUGGUCCUGGCGUACGAUCAGGCGCACUUCUCUGCCCUCGUCUCCAUGGAGCAGAAGGACGGCUCCAAAGAUCAAGUUGUGAUUCCUCUCACUGACUCGGAGCACAAAAUGCUGCCUCUGCACUUCGCUGUGGAUCCCGGGAAGGACUGGGAAUGGGGAAAAGACGACAUGGAUAACGUAAUGCUGGCAAGUGUGGCUCUUUCUUUGGAGGCCAAGCUGCAGAUGUUGCACACUUACAUGACGGUUACCUGGCUGCCGCUGCCGUGUGAGGUAAAUCAUGAACAAGCCCCUCUGGCUCAGCCGGAGUCUCCCACAGCUUUGGCAGGAGAGGACGCCCGGACGCCUCCUGACUCAGGAGAAUCAGACAAGGAGUCCGUCAGCAGCAGCUCCAACGGCAACGGAGACACAACCACAGCACCAACUGUUAAUGGGAGUGGGUCUGUGGCCAAAAAUGGCUCCUCCUCCUCUUCCAGCUCAUCCAGCAGUGGAUCUGCAGGAACUGGGUCAGGGGGGAAGGACAAAACUAAGAAGGAGAAAGAUAAAGAUAAAGACAAGAAAAGGGCAGACUCUGUGGCCAACAAGCUUGGAAGUUUUGGCAAAAGCCUCGGCAGCAAGCUGAAGAAAAACGUGGGUGGUCUGAUGACCGGAAAGAACGCCGCAGCAGGAGGUGCCAAGCAGGAAGGUGGGGAGAAGAAGAAGGGUUCGUUUAGGGGGAGGAAGGGCAGCAAGGACAGCUCUCCUUCCACCCAAGCCUCAGAGGAUUCUGGGAAAGGCUCCCCCUCCUCAGGAAGCGAGCGGCUCCUCGGGACGAUGAGCAGCAUGAGCAGCAGCGGCGGGAGCAGCACGGAGAGCGACAACUACAAGUACAGCUCAGACGUGAAGGUCAGCCUGGGCAUCCUGCGCGCCGCCAUGCAAGGUGAGAGGAAGCUCAUCUUCGCCAGCCUUCUCACCACCAGCAACCGACAGCCCUUCCAGGAGGAGAUGAUCCACCGCUACCUCGCCGAUGCAGAGGAGCGCUUUCGAACGGAGCAAGAGCAGCAGCGUCGCGAGGCCGAGAGGAAAGGCAUCGCCAACAGCGUCCAGCCUCCUAAGAAGGAGGUUCUAGGUGGUUCGGAGCUGAGCUAUCGACCCUACGAAGCCAAAGAGGAGCUUUCAGAGAACUUGUCACCUUCCUUCAACCCAACUCCUUUGAGUCCUUCUAUGUACUCUGCUGUAGUGCCCAUCCCCCGGCCCUCCUUCAUCGAGCAGCCCCCGGCUGCACCUCUGACCCAACACCUUCACAUGCACGGCCACUUGGAUACACGCCGCCUACUAGCUGGCGGUGCUCCAGCAACCUCUUACCCCGGCCUCCCCUCGUACGCCACCCUUCCCCGGCACUACCCCACCACACAGGGUCCCUCCCACCCCCAGUACAACAUAUCCCAAGACACCUCCUCCUUGAGCCCGUCUCGCCUCGCGCCGUCCUACCCCGAGUUUGACCCUCCCGAUUACCCCGGGGCUGAGCUCGCUGGUGGGGGCUACACCAACGGCUUCCGGGACAUGAGCUCCAGCCUGGACUCGCGCAGCGGGCUGCCCCCGGUCAGACACUACUCACUGGGCAGCGCAGGCGGUCUGUCCGGCCUGCAGCCCAGCCGUUGUCGGACACCCACCUGCACCUACUUCGGACACCCCGAGACGGGGAACUACUGCUCCUACUGCUACCGGGAGGAGCUGAAGAAGAGGGAGACAGAACUCGCCAUCCACAGGUUCUGA